AGAGCGUUAUGACACUGACCGAGAGGGAAGGAAGAAGGAGACACAUGAGGACGAAGUCGGUGAUUACGCAGGCUGAUCGAUCAGUCUUCUCUGGAUCGAUUGAGUAAGGAUCUAGAUGGAUCGGUCGGCAAUUCUUGUUCGCAAUUGAGAGGGUAAAGGGUGGUAUGAUUUGUUACAUGGUAGAUACUGAAGAUCGUUUUAGUGCACCCGGAGGCUGGCAGGAGAAUCAGCCGCUGAGGACGAGUUCUGUACGGGGAAUUUGAAAGUCAAUAUCGUUGAGACAGUUGGCUUCGUAGAGAGAGAUAGAGAACCUGUCGUAUGGACAUAUCCGAAUUGGACUUCAUAGAUCUGCAUGUGGAAGAAAGUCUAGGUUCAUGAAGACAGUGGUCUCUUAGGUUUAGUAUGCGUGACUCGGAAUUGACGAUCAAGCACCCGAUGAAAAGGCUGUAGUUUCUUGUAGUUGAUGCAGAGGAACGACUUCCGAUCAUAAUCAGUAUAACCCACAGGCACUCUGCAACUUCACAUAGGAUUGAUCCCCGAUGGCGCUGUGCUCUUCUUCCUUCUUCACUAGCGUAGAACUGUCUCUGCCGUCUCAGAAUGGUGCAAAGAAGUCGUCGAAUGUCGGCGCAUUGUCAGAGACGAGGGCUUGUUUGGGAAUAAUUGACUCGAGACAGGUACUGAGGCCAUGCUCUACAAAUGCCAGCGUUGCCUCUACGCUGGGAAAGAGAAGCUUUGGUCUAGCUAGGAAAUUUGAAGGAGAUGAAGUGCGGGAAGAUGGAUACAGUGGCUUGUUCAAAUUCUCGCAAGAAAGAUUACUUACUGGGGUCAAGCUUCAUGUUCAUAGAUUGAGGUCGGAGUGGAAGCUUCGUAGUCAGGUUUCUAAAGAGGAUUACCAUGUAUCUAGGGAUAACGAUCAAGGACAGCAUCAAUCACAUAAGGAGGCUCUUAAAGAAGCGAUUUUCGAGUUGGAGUACAUGGUACGGGAGCCCGCCGAGGUCCUGGAAGGGUUACAGGAAAGACUUUCGACGAGAGAUUUGGAGCUUGUGUUGGCUUACUUCGCCCAAGAGGGUAGGGAUUCAUGGUGUGCUCUAGAAGUGUUUGAGUGGAUGCAGCGUGUGAAUCGUGUUGGAGACGACACGCACAAACUGAUGAUGCGGAUUAUGUUCGAUUGGAUCAUGAAGUUAGUGGAGAAAGAGCAACCUGUAGAGGAUGUGAAAAGCCUGCUACAAGACAUGCAUUGCGUUGGGUUAAAACCAGAGUUUCAUAUCAUGCAAUCUAUCAUAGCUACGUACUGGGAAAAGGGAAUGAAGGCCGAAGCAUUAUGUUUCGUAAAGGAGAUGCUGGAUAGUGAGGUGGAGACAGAAGGUGAAGAUCCCGUGGUAUUUUUGAUUCUGAAGAUGGUCAAGGCAGGGGAGCAAAGAGAGGCUCUGGAGCUGAUUCGACACUUAAGAUGCUGUGGUUUCAAGCUCAAAGUUUCUGCAUACACUUCUGGUUUAGUUGCCGCAGUUGUGGAGCAGGAACAGCUGACCACCACUCAAAGACAAAUAAGGGAUUAUGAGCGGAGGGGAGCUAUACUUAAGCUGGAUCACAAGGAUUGGGAACAACUUGAAAUUUACGAAAAUAACUUACAUGGUGAGGCAGAGCAGAUGGCCCAAUGGGCGGUGGAUGAAGAGGUUCCGGAAGCUCUUCCCUCAGUCCAUGAGAGAUUACUAGCUAUGUACUGCAUAGCGGGGAAAGCUUUGGAAGCAGAAAAAGCUCUAUGGGGUAUGAAGCUCGCAGGUAAGGAGCCCCCCAUGGAAAUGUAUAAUACCAUUCUGGGCAUUUGCGGCUACAGGAAUCAGACGGAGGCCGUGGUGCGUAUUCUGAACCGAAUGGAAGUUUCAGGGAAGUUGCCUGUGAAGAAAACCUACUCGGUUCUGAUGGGUGGAUAUAUAAAGGGUGGGCACUGUGACAGUGCAGCAGAAACCAUGCAUCUCAUGUUGGAGAAAAACAUUCAUCCAGACCCUAAUGUGAUGCUAGCCGUACUGCGGGCCCUGCAGAAGGCAGAGCUCGUAGGAUCUUACUUAAAGCUUUGUAAACGUCUUGCCGAAGCAGGUCUCAUUGAGCCCGUCAUUCUUUACUUCUACAUAGACCCUUACAACCUGUGCAUAAUUCGACCUCUAUGACAAUUUCCCGUCUCCGUAUAUUUCAGCACGCAUCAGGACCUUUACAUCCUACCUAGACUGGAUUAUUAGAACUAGUGAACAUGUAAUAUCUUGUAUAUCUGUAAGUAAUUUUUCCCCAACUUCGACACCCUGCCCAUCGUCAUUACCCUGUGGAAUCAGCCAGUACUUACUACUUACCACCGACACACACUACGUCCGCUGUAAAAUACUGUGAAUAUAAAACACGCAAUGCCGUUUGUCAGCCCGCUGGAAAAUAUUUAGAUUAGUUUGUAAGGGCAUAGCUGUCGAGGCGUUUUCAAACUCAACGAUCCUUCACAGUCCAAGUACAGCACUGCUCAUCCGAGGAGAGCGUGACUCAAAAUUCUUUUAUUCGUCGAUUAUUCUGUCCAAAUUACAUUGGAUUAUUCCCUCUGGGACUCAUGUACGAAAGUUCCUACAUCAAGUCUGCUACAAUUGAAGAUAAGGGUGCCGCAGUUCCUACAGACAGCGAGACUGAACAUUUCCAAGGUCACAGGAUUGUUUUAGUUCAUGUAUAUAGACCCAGCAGAUCGAACUAUCAAGCGUUUUAACUCAGGUUAUGUUAUUACCCGAGUGAGUGCUGAUUUAAAUGGAAUCGAGUAUCGACUAGAAGGCACAUAGGAAAUGGGAUCUCAAUGGCAAACAUGCGUUCAAACGUAAGAAUUGCAGGAUUUCAAAUCUCGACUUCAUCCUCUACAGCUUCAUACUUUUUCGUCACUUUGCCCUGGAAAUGUUUAAGACGAGAGCGGCGGUUAAACAUGAAAUUGACACCAAUUACAGUUACAUCAACAACGGGCCAUCUCGAAUGCCAUAUGUGAGACUUUGUAUCACAAACAUACAUAUAACACGGAGUUCCAGUGGAUCAAACUGAUAUCGACAAACAUCGGCGUAGGAGCUUCAUCAUGAUCUCGAUUUUGCUUGCCGCAGAACGUCCUGUGAUCUGGAUAAGCAAAGUCGCCUUAUGUCGAUUCCGAGACGAUAAAAAUGCCCAUCAACACGAAUAUGUUCAGGGCCAGUCUGUUAAUAGCGGGAAAUCUCAUGGCAUGUGUGUUCCACUGGAGAACAAUUCCCUCUGCGCUUUUGUUGUGCUUGACAUUUUGCAUGAACUAGUAUCCAUUAUUAUCUACUUUCAUUGUGUGAACUAUCAUCCACCACCACGAAAAGAUCGAAAGGAGGGAGCUUCAUUAUUGUAUUAUGCACUAUUACCUUUUGAAAAGGAAAACAUGACGGAGA
Messenger RNA from Marchantia polymorpha subsp. ruderalis, 3416 nucleotides. The record is from the annotation of a GenBank genome assembly. Lineage: Eukaryota; Viridiplantae; Streptophyta; Marchantiopsida; Marchantiales; Marchantiaceae.